This is a messenger RNA of Penicillium malachiteum, 708 nucleotides long. RefSeq lists its product as uncharacterized. NCBI's taxonomy places the organism in Eukaryota, Fungi, Ascomycota, Eurotiomycetes, Eurotiales, Aspergillaceae. The coding region runs from base 1 to 708 and encodes 235 amino acids. The transcript has a single exon. Gene Ontology annotation, molecular function: protein binding. The record is from RefSeq and is a predicted model, not a curated record.
AUGCAGUUCCGCUACUCCUCUGCCGAGAAGACCGACUUCGUGUGGGAGACCCCCAUCCCCAUCACCCCCUUCUGGGACACAUGGACCUACAAAAAAGCCUACACAAUCCUCACUGCUAUCAGUGUUGAAGAGCUGGAACCCUACCACCUUGACAUAAAGUACGGCACGGCCACACAGGAUAAGAAGUAUGCCGUGAUCCUCGAUAUCUUGCGGGAGAAGCUGCACCGCGAGGAGACUAAAGGCGCAACGCCUGACGAGUACUAUACAACAAAUUACAAGAGCUGGGGUUUUGUAUGGCUUGCUAUCAGCUCCAUGAACUUAAGUCUUGGCCAGCUGAACGAAGCUGAAGCCGCGCACCGGAUUCUGGUCGAUAGACGACAAGGCCCGAAUAGUAUUGUGCCCCUAAACAACUUUUCUGCAUUUCUGAUCCAGAAUACCACCCGAUAUGCAGAGGGUAAGGAGAUGGCUCUCCAGUCCCUUAAAUGGCUAGAUGAUCGGCUCGGCAAGGCUUCUCUACAAUCUAUCGGGGCCCGCAAGAAUAUUGCCGUGGCAGACUGGAAGAAAGGAAACCGUGAGGAGGCAGAGAAGAUGAUCACUGAGAUUUUCGAGUCGGUUGAGGAACUUAAAGCGACCAAAUUUUGUAUGUAUGCCGAGGAAGAGAAGGAGAACGCGGAUAUUUGGCUGGCAGAGUUGAGGAAGAGCGGAUAA